Messenger RNA from Triticum aestivum (bread wheat), 916 nucleotides. RefSeq names its product xyloglucan endotransglucosylase/hydrolase protein 2. Gene Ontology annotation, cellular component: apoplast; cell wall. The transcript is spliced from 4 exons. The record is from RefSeq and is a predicted model, not a curated record. Gene Ontology annotation, biological process: xyloglucan metabolic process; cell wall biogenesis. Lineage: Eukaryota; Viridiplantae; Streptophyta; Magnoliopsida; Poales; Poaceae. Bases 53 to 916 code for a protein of 287 amino acids. Gene Ontology annotation, molecular function: xyloglucan:xyloglucosyl transferase activity; hydrolase activity, hydrolyzing O-glycosyl compounds.
AAUUUGGUUAGGCAGCAAGCACAUAUAGAUCUCUUAACCAAUCCAGCUAGCAAUGACUUCUAGUUUGAAGCCAUGGGCACUCCUCCUCGUCCUCCUCCUCUUUGCUGGACUUAGCCUUGGAGCGCCAGCGACGGUGUUCAAUGAGAACUUCGUGCCGGUAUGGGGUGCUGAUGGUUAUCACCUAGCCAAUCAUGGGACCCAGGUUUCCCUCAUCAUGGAUAGAAACUCCGGGGCGGGAUUUAGCUCCAAGAUGAUGUAUGGCUCAGGGUUGUUCCACAUGAGGAUCAAGAUACCCGCCGGGUAUACUGCCGGCGUUGUAACGGCCUUCUAUCUCACGACGCAACCCGAGUACGGUGACCACGACGAGGUGGAUUUUGAGUUCUUGGGCAACGUCGAUGGCAAGCCAGUGGCUCUCCAGACCAACAUCUUCCUAAACGGCCAGGGCUACAGGGAGCAGAAGUUCUACCUCUGGUUCGAUCCAUCAGCAGCUGUCCAUGACUACAAGAUACUCUGGAACCAGCACCAGCUCGUGAUGCUCGUCGACGAAAUGCCCAUACGGGUGCUGAAGAACCUACCAGGCCGCAAGCCGGGCUACCAGUUCCCAUCGAGGCCGAUGAAAAUCCGGGCGAGCAUCUGGGAUGGCUCUUCCUGGGCGACAGACAACGGCAAGAUCAGGGUCGACUGGAACCGUGCGCCGUUUACCUCUGCAUUCCAGAGGUUCAAUGUGGACGCCUGCCCGGCCACCGGAGGUGCACCAUGUGGCUCACCGAACCUGUGGUGGAACAAGUUCAGUGACCUAACGCCCGUGCAGAAGGAAGCGUACAAAAACGUCAAGAGCAAGUACAUGACCUACAACUAUUGUGACGACAAGGGAAGGUCCAACCUCCAUCUACCGGGAGAGUGUAUUUACAACUAA